This is a messenger RNA of Chrysoperla carnea, 851 nucleotides long. RefSeq names its product synaptogyrin (gene Syngr). The coding region runs from base 4 to 672 and encodes 222 amino acids. NCBI's taxonomy places the organism in Eukaryota, Metazoa, Arthropoda, Insecta, Neuroptera, Chrysopidae. The transcript is spliced from 5 exons. The record is from RefSeq and is a predicted model, not a curated record. Gene Ontology annotation, cellular component: synaptic vesicle membrane; neuromuscular junction.
ACGAUGGAAGGUGCGGGUGCUUAUGGCGGUGGAAAAGCAGGAGCUGCAUUUGAUCCAAUUUCAUUUGUUCAAAGGCCUCAAGUUAUUUUACGUGCUGUUAAUUGGCUAUUUGCCGUUAUUGUAUUCGGAUGUAUAUCAUCGGAGGGAUGGAUCACCGAUCCAGAGACGAAAAAAGAAGUUUGUAUACUGAAUAAAGAUUCCAGUGCCUGUAAUUAUGGUGUAGGAGUUAGUGUAAUCGCAUUUUUAGCUAGUAUGGGUUUUCUAGCUGGUGAAUAUUUCUUUGAACAAAUGUCCUCGGUGAAAACGCGAAAACAUUAUGUGCUUGGUGAUUUAGGAUUUUCUGCAUUUUGGGCGUUCUUGUACUUCGUUGGAUUUUGUUAUUUAUCACGACAAUGGAGUAAAGCCGAUACGCCACCAAUGAAUUAUGGUGUUAGUAACAUGAAUGCAUCAAUUGUUUUCUCAUUUUUUGCGAUAUUUACAUGGGGUGCUAGUGCAUAUUUGGCAUAUUUAAGAUUCAAACAAGGUGCAGAUGCUGCAUUUACUGCUGGUUUUCAAGAUAACGUUGGUGGGCAACCUUAUGAUACAAAUACCUUCGAUCAAAAUUAUCAAGAACCACCAUUUUCUCAGAGACAGAUGGCAGAGCCUAAUAUUUAUCAAGAACCUACUUACUAAGUCCGUAAGUAUCGUAAUACCAUUAAAAAAUAUACAAUUUAUUUUCUAAACACAAUGAAAUGAUGGCACUUAGAAAUUUUAUUUUAAUACUAAACCUAAUCCCAAAAAAAAAAAAAAUCCGAAAGACUUAAAACAUGUAAUAUUUUUCAUCUAGUCAUUAUCAAAAACAUUUACAUUUG